UUCUAUCGAUGCCAUCGAUGCUCCUCUGAAGAAAGCUUCUCUCUCUAGAAGUCAAGCCCUAGGCUUAAAAAUCGACUCUCAUCCUAGGUUUCGAUCGAUCUCCUCUGAAGAAAGCUUCUCUCUCUAGAAUUCAAGCCCAAAUUUAAGCCCUAGGUUUCGAUCGAUGCUCUGAAGAAAGCUUCUCUCUGUAGAAUUCAAGCCCUAGGCUUAAAAAUCGACUCUGCUAGGGUUCGAUCGAUCUCCUCUGAAGAAAGCUUCUCUCUCUAGAAUUCAAGCCCAAAUUUAAGCCCUAGGUUUCGAUCGAUGCUCCUCUGAAGAAAGCUUCUCUCUCUAGAAUUCAAGCCCUAGGCUUCGAUCGGCCUCCUAGGUUUCGAUCGAAACUCCUGUGAAGAAAGCUUCUCUCUCUAGAGUUCAAGCCCUAGGUUUUGAUCGACUCUCUCUGAGGAAAUCUUCUCUACAAUUCAAGCCCUAGGUUUCGAUCGACUCUCAUCUGAAGAAAUCUUCUCUCUCUAUAACGAGCCCUAGGUUUUGAUUGACGCUCCUUUGAAGAAAUCUUCUCUCUCUAAAAUUUAAGCCCUAGGUUUCAAUCGAUACUCCCUUGAAGAAUCAAAUUUUCUCUAAGGAUGGGGCGAGUCGUUGGUGGGAAGUACAAAUUAGGGGAAAAGAUCAGAAGUGGAUCCUUCAGUGAGGUCUAUCGCGGUGAGCAUGCUACGCAUGUCGACACAUCUGAGCUUGUUGCGGUCAAAAUUGAAAAUAACAAGACAGAACACCCGAAGUUGCUUCAUGAGGCCAAGAUCUACAGCAUUCUGAAUGGAGAAAGUGGUUUUGCAAAUAUAAAAUGGUUUGGUGUUGAUGGGGAAAACAAUGUUCUUGUGCUCGACUUGUUGGGGCCAAGUCUUGAAGAGCUUUUGGCCUUUUGUGGAGGAAAGUUCACUUUAAAGACUGUAUUAAUGUUGGCUGAUCAAAUGAUCACAAGAUUGGAAUAUGUGCAUUCAAAAGGUUUCUUGCAUGGAGACAUCAGACCUGAUAAAUUUCUCAUGGGUCUUGGUCAAAAAGAAAAUCAGGUACACAUGAUUGACUUUGGGCUUGCAAAAAGAUAUCGAGACUACUGUAUUGGUCCUUACAGGGAGGAGAUAAUUCCUGUUAGAUACGACCAAAAGUUAACUUGCUGCCCUACCUUUGCAAGUGGCUAUUCUCAUGCUGGCUUUGAGCAAGGCCGUCGGGAUGAUUUGGAGUCACUUGGCUAUGUCCUCUUGUACUUUCUAAGGGGAAGACUUCCAUGGCAGGGUCUAAAAGCUGCCACAGAGGAAAAGAGAAAUAAAAUGAUGUGUAAAAGGAAGCUUUGUAAAAUUAAGCUUUCAAGUCCUGUUGAGGUUAUGUACCCGCCUUAUCCAGAGGAACUAGGUCAUUACCUUGCCUACUGCCAAUUUUUAGAGUGUUAUGAACAGCCUGCUUAUGGAUAUUUGAAGGGCAUUUUUCGUGACUUCUUGACUCGUCAAGGAUACAAAUUCGACUAUGUUUAUGACUGGACAGUCUUGGAGUAUGAGCGAAACCAAAGGCCUUCUGCAGCUCCGGUUGGGCCAUAUCGUCGAGCAAAACCAGUCAAGGAACGUGAUGAGGUGGCAGCACACAUGGGACCAAGUAAUGCUGUGAACCAUCCAGUUUGGAUGCAGAAAUCUUCGGCAGAUGGGCGUUUGAAUUUUGGUGAUCAGCAUCUUGAGGAAGAGGCUCUUCUUUCGUACGGUUGCAAAAAUAAAAAUGUCUGACUUAAUGUAAUCGAGUAGCUGCAUCAUCAAAGACCAAAAAGUGAAACAAUGGAAGCAUGUGGGUUAAUUUAUAGUCUUUGUGCUAAAUACUGUUGAAGGUCUGUUGAAGGCAUUCCUUCACCCUGGGUGCCAAAUUAAAAUGUUUGACUUGUGUAAUUAGGGAGCUGCAACAUUUUUAUGCUAAAUAUUGGUAAAGUCCUGUUGUGGGAUACUUUUUCUCAA
This is a messenger RNA of Asparagus officinalis (garden asparagus), 1988 nucleotides long. RefSeq names its product casein kinase 1-like protein 4. Gene Ontology annotation, cellular component: cytoplasm; nucleus. Gene Ontology annotation, biological process: signal transduction; endocytosis; peptidyl-serine phosphorylation. The record is from RefSeq and is a predicted model, not a curated record. The transcript has 13 exons. NCBI's taxonomy places the organism in Eukaryota, Viridiplantae, Streptophyta, Magnoliopsida, Asparagales, Asparagaceae. Gene Ontology annotation, molecular function: ATP binding; protein serine/threonine kinase activity. Bases 624 to 1766 code for a protein of 380 amino acids.